AUGGUAGAUACAGGACAUCAAGAGAAGAAAAAAAGGGGACGAAGCAAGGCUUCAACCACUUUGGUUCCUCCGAUUCCUGAACAUGAGGGACGCUAUACCCUCCGUCGAGGGAAACAAUAUAGCACUUCUGUUGAGAGAAGUAAAAAUAGUGCUUCUCACCAGCGCGUGAAAAAUAUUAUCUUGGAGACUAUUCAAGACAGCACGGACAUAGAUAACUCUAAGGGUACCGGUGGUUCUUCAAACACGGCCACCAAUGGAGCCGAUAAAGCCGUUCUAGAUAAGAGGCCAGAUCCGUCAACAUCUGUUCAUGACGCCGAAGUUCAGCCAGAGCAGACGCAAAGUCCUAACAUACCUGACCAAACACAUAACAUUAAUCAAACACUGCAGGAAUCAAGUUCCGCUUCUGCGUCCCAUACCAGGACUUUGAAUUUGGAUACCUUUGACAAUAAUACUGCCAUAAAUACGGUGUUGUAUGACCCAGAAUCAAACAAUCACCCGACGGUGCCUGAGCCAUCCAAUCACGUCUUUGGCUUUAAAGAGGGGUCUACUUCUCAUGUAGACUCUCAGAAUGGCGUGUCAAUAGAUGAAGCCUAUUCCCUUUUCCAUGCGCCAAAGGAAUCUCACAACCUGCAGCCGAAUGGAAAUGCCGCUCUGUUUUCGCCACUUGAGAGCCAGAAUAUGACUUUUACACAGUUGCUGCAGGACGCUAUUAUGCCUGAUACGCCAAUCAAUCACACAUAUACCAUGGACGUUAACAUGUCCCACCAGCUGAUCUCCAAUAGCCAGUUUGAUAUGUUAUAUCCAGAAAACUUCUCUACGAGCAAUGGUGCCCAGCAAUUCUCUGAAUCUCAUAUUACCCAGGACAAUACUCAGGAUCUGCCUACACGUGGCAGUACCUACGGUUCUCUGGACUUCAAAUUUGAUGCACAGACAAAUGGCACGCUCGACACUCAGAACCCGAAUAUGACGGAUAUCAAUUCGUUAAUUCUGAAUGCUCCCGAGGACAGUACGGAAUCCAAUAAUAUCAAAGGUCGUCAAGUUUCCGCAAGCAGUCUCAAUGAAACCACUCCUAUCCUCACCAUUCCUCCCCACAUUUUGUCUCUCAUUUCUCCAAAGCUUCAGGAGGAAUUUGAUAUGUCUGUUGCAAAUCGUCAGAAGGUAUUUUUGGAGUACUCGGAGCGUGAACGCAUGAUUUGCGCACCUGCUCAGCGAACAUUACCGGAGAUUCGACAUGCACUAGAAAAUAUUGACCGUUGCAUUGACUCCAUCCAACGUCACAAUCUCCGUAUUGCAGAAAUUCAGGAGGAGGUAGCAAAGGCUCAGCGCAAAUUUCAGGAUGCCGAAAACAUCAAAUCGUUGGAGGAAAAGUUGGCUUUGCUGCGGGACGAAGAAAAACGUGCACAGUCAAAUCUUGAAAACGGGACAGUAGAGACGUUUUUGGACCUAAAGCAGGCUUUGAUGAGUAUUCGGUCGCAGAUUCGGGAUGUCGGCCUUCUUCUGGAUGUAGCAUCGGCCUCGUUGAAGAACUCCAAGUCACAGAGCCCUUCGGCUUUGUCAGCUGGUCAAUCAAGUGUAGUGCAGCCACCAGCUCCAAAGCCCAAUCGCUCAAAAUCGACUCAGCCAGUUAAUGAGAAGCCCAGUGAAAAGCGCGCAGCACCUUCAAAGCCUCCUCCUCGCAAAAAGGCAAAAACAGGACGUCCUAAACUGAUCGAGGAAGAGUCCGACUCCGACGAGACAAUCGAAGAUAUAGGCGUCGAGACUAUGGAUAUUAUCCAGGAAAGGACCUGGGCGUCCAUGAACCUGCACGAUCGUGGUAAAUUUGAAGCCGGUGCAAGACAGGCCAUGCAUCUCUACGAAUCCACUGGGGAUAUAUCUCAUUUUCAUAUCCGCUAUCGGCUUGCUCUUCGCCACAUCCAAUCUUUCUUACCAGAAGAAUGCUUUCAUUCCAAAAAAGUGGCUAUUGCAAUCUUCCGGACAGCUUCCCUGAACUUACUAAUUGGAAUAUGCGUACUGGGCGGCGUGUUUUCUUCCUAG
This is a messenger RNA of Psilocybe cubensis, 2034 nucleotides long. RefSeq lists its product as uncharacterized. NCBI's taxonomy places the organism in Eukaryota, Fungi, Basidiomycota, Agaricomycetes, Agaricales, Agrocybaceae. The transcript is spliced from 11 exons. Bases 1 to 2034 code for a protein of 677 amino acids. The record is from RefSeq and is a predicted model, not a curated record.